Salarias fasciatus (jewelled blenny) is the source of this 1978-nucleotide messenger RNA. Its product is annotated as apelin receptor B-like. NCBI's taxonomy places the organism in Eukaryota, Metazoa, Chordata, Actinopteri, Blenniiformes, Blenniidae. The record is from RefSeq and is a predicted model, not a curated record. Gene Ontology annotation, molecular function: C-C chemokine binding; C-C chemokine receptor activity. Gene Ontology annotation, biological process: immune response; positive regulation of cytosolic calcium ion concentration; calcium-mediated signaling. Gene Ontology annotation, cellular component: membrane; external side of plasma membrane. Bases 71 to 1147 code for a protein of 358 amino acids. The transcript has a single exon.
CGCCUGCUACCGUGGAUCUAUCUGCCCCAUUCAAAGACUUUUGUUCAUCUUUGAAAAGAGAAAACCUAGAAUGGAGAUGGAGCCGACCGUGGGUCCUUACGACUACUACGACUACGAGGAGACGGAAAACUCCACCAUGUGCGACUACUCCGAGUGGACGCCGUCGUACUCCGUCAUCCCGGUGCUCUACAUGCUCAUCUUCAUCCUCGGCCUGUCCGGAAACGGGGUGGUCAUCUUCACCGUGUGGCGAGCGCAGGGCAAGCGGCGAGCCACCGACGUCUACAUCGGGAACCUGGCGCUGGCCGACCUCACCUUCGUGGUGACGCUGCCGCUGUGGGCCGUCUACACGGCCAUGGGCUACCACUGGCCGUUCGGGAUGGCCCUCUGCAAGAUCAGCAGCUACGUGAUCCUCCUCAACAUGUACGCCAGCGUCUUCUGCCUCACCUGCAUGAGCUUCGAUCGCUACCUGGCCAUCGUCCACUCGCUGUCCAGCACCCAGCUGCGGACCCGGGGCCAUAUGCACAGCUCGCUCACGGCCAUCUGGCUGCUGUCCGGGCUGCUGGCCGCCCCGACCCUCAUCCUGCGCACCACCAAGUACGACGGGGAGACCAACCGCACGUCCUGCGCCAUGGACUUCAGCCUGGUGGUGACGAACAAACAGCAGGAGAGCCUGUGGAUCGCCGGCCUCAGCAUCUCCUCCUCCGCCCUGGGCUUUCUCCUGCCCUUCUUGGCGAUGAUGGUGUGCUACGGCUUCAUCGGCUGCACCGUCACCCGCCACUUCAACACCCUGCGCAAGGAGGACCAACGCAAGAGGAGGCUGCUGAAGAUCAUCACCACGCUGGUGGUGGUUUUCGCCGCCUGCUGGAUGCCGUUCCACGUGGUGAAGAGCGCCGACGCCCUGUCCUACCUGGACCUCUUCCCCACUACCUGCGCCUUCCUGCGCUUCCUCCUGCUGGCUCACCCCUACGCCACCUGCCUGGCGUACAUCAACAGCUGCCUCAACCCCUUCCUCUACGCCUUCUUCGACCUGCGCUUCCGGUCCCAGUGCCUGUGCCUGCUCAACCUGAAGAAGUUCCUGCAGGAGAGCCCGGCCAACUCCCUGUCCACGCAGAAGACGGAGGCUCUGUCUCCGGCCACCAAGGUGUGACAGUAAACCCGGAGCGCCCAGAGGCAUGCUGGGGAGGAGGUGAACAGCGCAGAACAAUGCAAGGCAAACUCAGACUCGGUGGAUGCUUGCUCGCGGAUCGUCUACGGUCGCUUUCAGGGCGUCACCUUCGCUCCCCUCUGAUGCUGUGGACUGUCGGCCAUUGACUGGGUAAGACUUCAGGUUUUGGACUCGCUGAAGCUCCGGGAAAGCAGAACCGAACCGAAACAAGGGAACAAGCCUGAAACAAACUUUGGUGAAAAGGUGAAGCGUACGGAAGAAGGACGGCUCUUUCACGAGUUUGCCGCAGUUUUGCAAGUGGACUUUAAUGCAAAGAACUGAGCUUUGAACUCUGAAAAUGUGACCUAAAGCCACGCUGACAUGUAGUAGUCAUGCAUUUGCCCCUGCUGUUCUUGUUGUCUUUAGUAAACACUGGAGUGUGGAGUGUGAUAUUCACUAGAUCAUCCUGUUCCGCGGAUCAGUCUGCAGUAUCUGUGCCCCGGCCCAGCCAGAAGUGUUACAAUUAUUGGGAAGGGUGUGUCAGACAGAUGUGUUUGAGUCAGAUAAGUGUGUGUGUGUGUGUGUGUGUGUGUGUGUGUGUAGACAGAGCAGACAGACAGAUGGCAGCUGACAAAUGUUUUUCAGGUUGGUGAAAGACCCAAUUAAAAGGUGACUGUUUUGACGGUCUCCCGGCACGUCUGCAUGUGAAGGACUACAUUCGUGCGUCAGAAUAUCAAUGAAUUUGUUUCCUGACAAACGCCAUGAAAGCAUUUUGUGAAUACACAUUAUUUUUGAACUCGUGUCUAUAAUUUGCUAUUAAAAAAAAGGUGCUCU